Spodoptera exigua (beet armyworm) is the source of this 711-nucleotide messenger RNA. Lineage: Eukaryota; Metazoa; Arthropoda; Insecta; Lepidoptera; Noctuidae. The record is from the annotation of a GenBank genome assembly.
AUGGAAACAGUAAAGGUGUCAAACAAUUCAAAGAAAAAUCCCGAAGUAGAAGCGGCCACAGGCUCCAAGGCCUCCAGACCAAGGCGUGGACGGCCUAGCGGUGCAAAACGCAUCCCUCUGACCCUGGAAGAAAGACGCGCAAGAAACGCGCAGUAUGAGAGGGAGCGGCGAGAAGAUUUCACCGCAGCGCAGGCAGAAUUAGCGGAGGCUGCAGGUUGCGAUCCCAAUACAUCAAUGCCUCACUUAAUGGCAUUUGUCGUAAACAAAUUGACAAAUGCCAAAGAAGCACAAAACUUAGAAGAAUAUAAGAAAACUAAUGAAAAUCUGGAAGUGCAAAUUGCCAAUUGUUUUGAGCAGCUUGGACCUAAUUUUAUUUUGAGCGACGGCGAAGAUGAUGAACCUAAUUCUAGAAAACGCAAGCUCUCUGAAGAGACUUUCGGUGAAGACGAGCGUUUGCGGCCUGCACCAUCACCGCUGCUACCUCUAGACACGAUGUCUGAACACGACAUAGCUCUACUUUUCUUAACACCGCCGUCACCACUACUGCGGCUAGAGGCAGUAUCAGAAGACGACAUCAGUCUGAGUUUCAUGACACCACCAUCAGAGUCUCCACCGGUCCAGCUAGAGUCGAAAGAUGCAGCUGAACUCUUCUCUCAAGAUGACUUGCGGCAGAUCUACGGGGCUUUGAAUUCCGUAGAUCAACUAGGCUGA